This is a messenger RNA of Fusarium subglutinans, 1041 nucleotides long. RefSeq lists its product as uncharacterized. Lineage: Eukaryota; Fungi; Ascomycota; Sordariomycetes; Hypocreales; Nectriaceae. The coding region runs from base 1 to 1041 and encodes 346 amino acids. The transcript is spliced from 3 exons. The record is from RefSeq and is a predicted model, not a curated record.
AUGGCAGGGCUGAGAGAAAUCGCCGUUAUCGGUGGUACUGGUGCUCAGGGCAUGCCGGUAGUACAAGCUUUAUCGCAAAUUGGACGUUAUCUCGUCAGGGUCUUGACUCGAAACCCCAAGUCUUCCCGCGCCGAGAAGCUCGCCGCCCUGCCGAAUGCAACACUUAUUCAGGGCACUCAAGAAAACCAACAAGACCUACAUCGUGUCUUUAAAGGCGUAUACGGUGCCUGGGUAAAUCUUGAUGGAUUUACUCUAGGCGAAAAAGACGAACUCUUUUAUGGCUUUAGGGCCUAUGAGAUUGCGAGGUCUGAGCAUGUACAGCACUAUGUUUGGGCCAACAUCGAAUAUGCCUUGGGCCAUGCCAACUUUGACGAGACUUACCACUGCGGGCACAUGGAGUCCAAGGGCAGGGUGGGCAAGUUUAUUCUUGCACAAGGCCAAGGCCCUAUGAAGACUACGCUUUUUAGUACCGGUUCGUAUAUGGACAUGCUCAUAGAUGGCAUGUUUACUCCUAAAGCUCAGCCCGAUGGGUCCUUUCUGUGGGUUAAUCCAGCCCCAAGCGAUACGAAGCUCCCCUUGAUCGCCCUUUGUGACGUCGGCAUUUACAACCUCUGGAUCUUCGACAACCCAUCUGAGUCGGCAGGCAUUGAUCUCUCUGUAAUGACAGAUAAUGUGAGCUUCAAUGAGAUUGCUGAGGCUUUUACCGAGAUUACUGGCAGGUCAGCUUCGCACCAGAGCGUGCCGUUCGAGUCAUAUGCACCUUAUGCAGAGCCAUAUCCAGGUGCUUACGUCAACUGGGCUCUAGGUCCCGAAGCAUCACGGGAUGACUCAGUCAUGAGUUGGCGAGAGAACUUUGGUGCUUGGUGGAAGUACUGGGGCGAUGGUAUCACUCCACCACGGGAUACAGAAAUUCUUGAUCGUAUCUAUCCCAAUCGUAUCAAGACACUGGGAGAAUGGAUGCGGCACGUGGGAUAUAAUGGGGCCCGUCCGGGCGGCGUUCUGAAGAUGGUGGAAGACUGGGCUAGUAAAAAGGCAUCUUAG